Molecule: messenger RNA, 4609 nt
Organism: Alexandromys fortis (reed vole)
Lineage: Eukaryota; Metazoa; Chordata; Mammalia; Rodentia; Cricetidae
Product: GTPase IMAP family member 5-like
Exons: 3
Coding region: 283-1212 (309 amino acids)
Cellular component (GO): endoplasmic reticulum
Molecular function (GO): GTP binding
Source: RefSeq, a predicted model, not a curated record
CAGCUUUUCACAGGAAGCGGCCAUUUACCACUGCAGCUCUGCUGUGUUCUGGCGGAUUUCAGGUCAGCGUUCAAGGCCUUUUCCCCGACUUUAGGGGACAGCCUGCGGGGCAGUGGCAUGUGUCACCGUGUUUUUUUUUUUUUCUUCUUUUCCUGACUCUGGAGUUACGGCUCUGCGAGUGGCCUUUCUGUGAGAGCAUCAUCCAGCAGGCACAGGUCCUCUGCCUGCUGGCAAGUGACUCACACUGGUGACUGGAGGCUGAGCCCUGCUGGCCCGGAAGAAAUGGAAGGCCUCCGGAAGAGCACAUAUGGAGCCAUAGUUGAAGGGAGCAGGGAAGCCUACUGUGGAGCAGAAUCGGGCAGCCUGAGGAUCCUCCUGGUGGGUAAAUCUGGCUGCGGGAAAAGCGCCACAGGGAACAGCAUCCUCUGCCGAAAAGCAUUUGAGUCCAGGCUUGGAGCCCAGUCAGUGACCAGGACCAGCCAGGCAGAGACGGGCACAUGGAAGGGAAGGAGACUGCUAGUGGUAGACACGUCCCCCAUCUUUGGGUCAAAGGCCCAGAACCAAGACAUGGACAAGGACAUUGGAGAUUGUUACCUGCUGUGUGCCCCAGGACCCCACGUGCUGCUGCUGGUGACCCAGCUGGGACGCUUCACAGCUCAGGACACCCUAGCCUUGAGGAGGGUGAAGGAGAUCUUCGGGGCAGGAGUCAUGAGGCACACGAUCGUCCUCUUCACCCACAAGGAAGACCUGGCAAAUGAGACUUUGGAUGAGUUUGUGACCCACACUGAUAACCACAGCCUGCGCAGCCUGGUCCACGAGUGUGGGAGGAGGUACUGUGCCUUUAAUAACAGGGCCUCAGGGGAAGAGCAGCAGGGACAGCUGGCAGAACUCAUGGCCCUGGUGAGGGGGCUGGAGCAGGAGUGUGAGGGCUCUUUCCAUAGCAACGACCUCUUCCUUCAUGCCCACGUGCUCCUUAGCGAUGGCUGCCGUGAGUACCAGGAAGCCUACAGGUGCUACCUGGACAAGGUGAGGCAGGAGAUGGGGAGGCAGAAGCGGGAGCUGGAGGAGCAGGAGGGCAGCUGGGUGGCUAAGAUGCUUUGCAGAGUCAGGACAUGCUCGUGCUCCCAAAUCGCAGCCGCCGCCCUUCUUAUUGGGUGUGGUUUGAUUUUUAUUGGCAUUUUAAUUAACUUUUAUGUUAACCAGUGGAACUGAGCCUUUUCAGGUGAUUUCUGCCAUCAGCGCCCUCUCCCAAGGUUCGCAUUUCUGUCUGCACUGGGGUACCUCAGUUUCACGCUCAUCUGAAUCUUUUGAAUCAAGUAUGAAAGAAAAAGAACGUAUUUCUUAAGUUGUGAGGGUGAAUCAAGUAGUUCCAUCAUAAAGGCCCGGGUGCUAAUAUUCAGGCAUCUGCACUGGCCGGCCCUUAAAGUCCUGACAGGCUGCUCCUCAACUCCGCCCACUAAGAACACCCCCAUGCACAUUCGUCAUGUUCCCUCAUAAAAGUCAAGCCUCGUCACCUCCUGUCUCCUUCUCUUCCACCACUCUUGUCCCCAGCGACCAGUCUCUGGCCCUCUCUCUGCCCCCUUUCCUGACCCUUCUUUCCUCUUCCAAAAAACCGCCACGGUGAGCCCUGCUGUAUGGCUUUACUCCUUCCUGCUGACUUUUAAACUAUAAUAUUGGUGUCGGACCCGCGGCAGGCUCUUCUGGGCUUCCUCUUGCCCACUGGCAGCCUGAGGCCUGCCAAGACCCCGGAUCCCGGUCCACAGAUGACAGCCUCACUUGUCCAACUAACAGGUUGUUUAGUCCCGCCUACCAAAAUGGGCGUGAUUGGUGAGCCUCCCGUUGUCUGGCCAUUCCCCACGAGUGAGGAUUCGUCUCUCCGCCGUGGUUUCUCACCUCUGGAACAAGCCCUGAUAUCAGGCAACCCAUGUGUCUCUUGGGGCUCAGCACGCCAUGGGCCCUGGACCUUUGGGUUAUGACUCACUGGCCAGCUUCUGCCUUCUCAAUCAAUCCAUUCGGAACUCCUGAACCCUCUGUUCAUUUUUUCUCCUUUUAGACUAAGAAAACAACACGCCUCAAACAUUUUGGGUUGGUAAGGACUUUGUAUGAUGAUAGAAAUGUAAAGUUAUAUGUCAUUCAACUCUGGUUUAGAAUAUACUCUAUAUCGUGAUAAAAAUUUAAGGUUAUAAAAGUCAAUUCAGAAGGUAAACUGUUUGAGAAGAGGAAAGAUAUGAACAAGAGUGGGGAGGGAUAAGAGAUGGUGUUGGGGACUGAAAAUGAACAAAAUUAUUAUAUAAAUGCAUGAAAAUGUCAUAAUAAACCAAGUAUUAUGUAUAACUUAUAUAUGCUAAUAGGAUGAGCAAUAAUAAAACUUUAAAAGAAGUUAAAAAAAUUAAGGUCUAUUCAGAUUAACAAAAGCUGACUUAGAGAUUUAUACCUAAGUACUUACAUCUUUGCCAAGUGUUCAACACCAAGCUUCCAGAGAACUUAAAUAAGUGAUGUCAUAUGUUUGAUAAAUAAGAUUUGAUAAACAAGAUAUAUAUUCUAUAAUGGAAUUUCUGGUCUCCCGAGAGGGUCUUUUUCCCAGAGCUGGGCAUUUGGGCGGAGGCCCCCAUGGCUUGCCAAGGGCAAUGCUGGCCUCUGUGCUCCCUCAGUCCCUGCUCACAGGCCCCUUUCUCCUGUUUCCAUGUGGCCCUGGUGAUCUUUCCCGUCCCUUUUCCUGUCUUCUCAGGAGACAGCCUUACGAGUGUGGCACAGAUUUGUUCUGUUCCCCUUUUUACUAUCGACUGCCCUCAGUCAUCAACCACCUGUCUCCUGGUAUCGGAUGGAAAGAGGGUGUGAGCUGAUGCUGUGGGGAUGGGGAAGGACCAGGGGCUUUCAGGUUUGUUUAUGUGAAGACGGGAAAGCAUAAGUGCUGACAAGGAGAAAGAGAUCUGAGAUGUAUAAAACAAUGAAACAUGUUCCAGAUUUCUCUCUCUUGCUCUGUUACUGUCUACAAUCUUGACAUUAAUUGAUGGAAUUCUGGUAAGCUAUCAGUCUAGCUCUGGCGGAGCACUAAACAUUAUACUCUACCACUAUAGUAUCACAGCCACAAGCUCAGGGUUUCAAAUUCUCUUUGGUUGCUUUCUAAUGUGUCUAAAACUUAUCUCUGUGUAAAUUCAAAGUUCUCGUGAGCUCCAGGGAGUCGCCUUAAACCCACUUCAAACAGCAUUUUGCCAGGUCCACGUGAUGCCUGACUGUUAUACAGAGACUGGACAGUGAAGUGAAACAGACACCCCAGGGUAUGGCCAACACCCCAGAUAUUCCAGGUCCCCAAAGGUGGCCAACACUGCCCCCCCAGGUCAGCAGGAAGCAGUCUCGAGAACAUGGCAUUCUCAUCCCUGCUAUCGCUUUCUAACUCCUCACCUUUUUAUAAUAAACAAGAAGGAGGAAUGUUAGUAUUCAGGCAUCUGGACUGGCCUGCCCUUGGGGUCCUGACAGGAUGCACCCUCAGCUGCAGGCACUAAGAGCACCCCGUGCACAUUGGCUAAGUUUCCUUAUAAAAGGCAGGCCUUAUCCACCUCCCGUCUCUUCCUCUUCCACCACUCUUGCCCCCAGAAACAGAUCUCUGUCCCACUUUCUGCCCCUUCUCUGUCCCCUUUUUUGUCCCUUUUCUCUCCUUUUCCAAUAAAGCUCCCAUGUGAGCCCUGUUGUAUGGUGUGACUCUCCCUCCCUCUGUUUUCAAAACUAUAACACUGGGGACUUUCAAAAAGGAGGGUGUUUGGACUGUGUAGCAAUGGGUGUGUCUCACCUAGUGCCCCACUUCCUACAGAGGGGAUGUUAACACACAAAGCUGAGGACAGAAUCUUAUUUUAGUCAUAAGUCCACCCUGAUCUCAUUAUAGCUGUAAAAGUCAGGUCUCCGUCCUCUUCCCAGCCCCAAGAAAGGAUAAGGACAGUGUUUACGAAGCAGAGGGAGCUAAGGUAUACAAGAGAAUGGAGUCAAGAGGCCUGGGCAUGAGUGGGGAACGGAGUGAAGAGGCUACAGGAUCAGGGUGGGUCUCACCCCAGGGAUUGCAGGGUCGUCAGUCAAGAAACACAGAAACCAGAAAGUCUAAAUUCAGUAAUACAGAGAGCCAGAGGGUGGGUGUCUUGGGCGUGGAAGACUGGAGAGUACAAUAUAGCUGCUCGACACCACAUGCAGGCAAAAGCCACUAUGAUCAAGAGGCUGUGUGCUCAUAAAACUUGGUGAGCACUGAAUUUUGAAUUAUAUGUAAUUUUCAUGUGUGAAACUAGAACAUUAUUUCCUGAAUUCUUCAACCAUUAGAAAAAGGUGAAAAUGAGUUGGUUUAAGGGUUUAAGAUCACAUAUUGCUCUGCUGGAGAAGCAGUGUUUGAAUUCCAGCACCCACCACCAGGCAGCUCACAACAGCCUGUUAUUCUAGCUCUGGGUGAUCCAGUGCCCUCUUCUGGCCUCCACAGGCACUGCACUCACAUGUGCACACACAAACAAAAAUAAAAUUAAUCUUUUUUAAAAAUGUGAAAACCAGGUUGGGAAGAUGAAUUCAGGUGGGUGGGCAAAGUGCUUGCCAAACAAGUGUCCACAUAAAAUCCAAGCUCAGUGUUGCACGUCUG